Molecule: messenger RNA, 2155 nt
Organism: Arachis stenosperma
Lineage: Eukaryota; Viridiplantae; Streptophyta; Magnoliopsida; Fabales; Fabaceae
Exons: 5
Coding region: 482-1960 (492 amino acids)
Source: RefSeq, a predicted model, not a curated record
UUAUUAAUAUUAUUGUUUUCUUCUAUUACGUAAAAAACCCCAAACAAUAUUACAAUUUCCCAUAUUUAACAAAUUAAAAAAAAAUUCUGCGAGCUGUUAUCUGUUAUUCAAUGCAAUUGCGUACUUGAUUCUGCCCUUUUAAGUUCUGUUACUUCUUAGCUAUGUGAUUAGUUCCUGUACCUCCAUGAUUAUUUAUUUCAUUUGCAGUUUGAUGGAAUAACUGUUUCUGAAAUAUGGAUAUUAGGGUUCAAUACCAUAUUAUUACCCCGCUUUUUGGUACUAUACACAUCAAAUGAGAUUUUGACUGAAGAAAGAAACCUCACAUUGGGUGAACUUUUAAUGGAUUAUUUUCUUUUAAUCUUGCUUCAUAUAGUUGUAAUUUGGAAAGGAUGGUGAAAUUAUUGAACAAUUAUUGAAGUUGUGGCAUUGGUAAGAUUGGAGAAACAAAAACAAUUAUUGAACAAAGACUGCAGGUGACACAAUGGAAGAAAAAACAGAGGGCAUGAAUACUCAGGAAAAUAACCUUGCUGGCUUUAUCUUCAUGUGCAAUCAAACGACAAAGCCGGAGUGUUACCGGUUUCGAGUUUUUGGGCUUCCUGUGGGGAGAAAGGAAGUUGUAGAGAAGAUAAAACCUGGUGCUUACCUCUUUCUGUUUGACACUAAUCUGAAGCUUCUCUAUGGAACAUAUACAGCCACCUCAAGUGGGAGGUUGAGGAUACAACCAUUAGCUUUCGGUCAGAAAUUCCCUGCUCAGGUGAGUUUCAAAAUUGACACGGACUGUAUACCCUUGCCUGAGAAUGUCUUUAAACAUGCCAUCAAAGAUAAUUACCAGAAUGAUUCCAGAAAAUUUAAUCCUGAACUCAAUAUUACACAAGUAAGAAGUCUAUUAUCAUUGUUUCGGCCAUUACCCGGAUUUUCAACUCCACCGAUGCAUCCUGUUUUGGAGACAUCUUCUCAUCCUCCAGCAAAUAAUGCUGUUAUAUCGAGGUCCUCUCUUGAGGAGACAAUAAUGUCUAAGAUUUCACAUAAACAUAAUCAAGUACCAAGGCAGUUGAACCAUGAACAUGUAAAUGAAGUCAAGCAGCCUACAAGUUAUUCCUAUCCUGUCAUUAGUAUAGUGCCAAACUCAGUUGCAGCAGAGUCUGUGCCGUGCCAAGCUUUAGUGAAUCAGAUUUUGCCUCCAACGAGUUCGCUCCCUUUGGAGGGUACAUAUGCCACUGGCAUUGGUAGUGGCUCUAUUUCACCACUUCCAGAUCAUCAAUAUACACAUCCGAAUAUUCAGCCUGCGAAAGCUGAAUUAAAUUCAUCCCAGGUGAAUAGCAGCAAUGGUUAUGCUCAGUCUUGGCAAGAUCCUCAACAUGUAUAUCAUAAUAUCCAGCAUCCACACCCUGAAUUUCAUUCGUCUGCCAUGACUAUGGGUAGUAGUCAGGCUUAUUCGGCCCAAGGUCCUCAAUAUCUGCAUUACAGUAACCCACAGCCGCCUCCUGAUUUUCAUUCCCAAGCGGCGAAUGCAGGCAAUGGUCAUGCUACUCAAGUGAUGUGGGACCCUCGCUAUGCACAACAGAAUGUCCCAACCCCCCAAACUGCUGAUCCAUAUUUGACCGCGGUGAAUAUGAACAGCGGUUAUCCUCAACAGACAUAUCAGUCUGAUUUCAGUUCUUCUGCGGUGAACACAGACCAUGCAAAUGUCAUGAUGCAGUCGAAUCCUUCAUCAUCAUAUUAUUAUCCUUACAUUUCUCAAGCAGUUGCCUCUGCCCCAUAUCAAGGGUCUUGGCCAAUGCAAGUGCCAGUAUCAGGUGAUCAACAAAUUGGCAUGGGAAAUCAGUACUAUGCUUAUCAGCCAUCCAUGCAGACACACAACAAUAUUGCUUCUACACAAACACAAGAGAAUGGUGUUAGCCAUAACAUGUAUUCAACAUAUUCAUAUAUUCCUAAUGCUCAAUCAAAUGUCCAAAUGUGAGUGUGAUCUAUCUUGAUCUGCCAUUUUGAUGUGUUCCAUUUCUUGCUAUAUGUAUAUACAUAACAUAUGGGGCCAUAUGUACCUACUAUACAAUCUGGCUUUUACUUUCAAACCUUAUAGCAUGUUUGGUUUGGGGAGAAAUUUUCAUAGAUGAGUUUGAUGUAUAAAGUUAAUAGAAGGCUUACUUGAGAAAAA